UCGAUUAGAAACAGCAUUUUCAUCGCUGUCCACCCUAAACGGGUCGUUCUUGUUCGAUGACGAACGACGAUUUCGAUGUAAUGCGCAGAAUAGCUGUAUUAAUAUGGACAAUCUUGUAAAGGCAUCCAAUAUUAUUGGUGAAAAUGGUGAUAGUGAACAAUACAAAGAACUUAUUCUGAACGCCUUAGAGAUGUCGGGUGUGUGGGAUGUGGAAUGGGAACGUGAACAACCCAUUGAAUCGUUACGAAUAUUUCUCAUUAUUCCUUCGCUGUAUUUUUUUGCAUCACCUUCAAUAGCACUCGCAAAAACACUUCAUCUGCCUUUUGUUCGUGCCGUUCACCUUCUCAGCCAGUCCAGUCGUUCCAUAUUGGGUUCGCUUUUGAUUUGUUCAUGUCAUCGGGAACGGUGGUGGAGUGCGUUGAAACCUCGCCACUUCAAUCGUCUAGUCACGUCGUUAGUGUCGGCGCUUAAUGAAGUGGUCGUCGAGGAUGCGAAAAAUGAAAAUUGCGCUCUAUCGCUGUGUCAAACACUGACAACUCUGAACACAAUCAAUACGGAAUACAAGAAGAUUGCACUGGAUAAAUUUUAUUUGCAUUGCAUGAAGGAGAAAAUUGAUAUUGCGAAUGAUUACGUGAGAUGGGCGUUUGGUGAAACACACGGUGUGUUUGCAUGGUCGAAUUAUCCAUUCCUGAUGGACGCCGAUGUGAAAUCGAUGCUUCUGCAUUUGGAAGCGCAAAUUCAGAUGCACUUGUCAAUGACGGCUGGUGCAACAGUGAUAGUGCCGUUUCAAAUGGUCUUUCAACCAGAUCCAUUCUUUGUGAUCAGUGUCUCCAGAGAGAAUAUCGUUGACGAUGCUAUGGUGGCGUUGUUGUCCUCGAAAAGCAUCGACUUGAAGAAACCACUCAAGGUGAUGUUCCGUGGAGAAGAAGGAGAUGAUGCAGGCGGUGUCAAGAAAGAGUUCUUCAUGCUUCUUUUCCAGGAACUUCUUCAACCGACUUAUGGAAUGUUCGCCGAAGAUGAACAGUCGCAUCUGAUCUGGUUUUCGGGCAUAGAAACUGAUCAGUUGAGUUUCAAAUUGAUUGGUAUUCUGUGUGCAUUGGCCAUCUACAACAACGUCUUAGUGGAUUUUCCAUUUCCGUGCGCACUCUACAAAAAAAUUCUGCAACAACCGCUCACCCUCGAAGACCUCAGUGAACUAAGUCCUGCUGAAGGAAGAUCGUUGCAAUCAAUUUUGGAUUAUGACGGAGAUGAUUUCGAAGAAGUGUUCGGUUUGAGUUUCGUCAUAUCGCUUUCAUUGCUCGGUGAUGCAAAGGAAGUGGAGCUGAAGGAGAAUGGAAAAGAUAUUGCAGUGACACAGGAGAAUAAGGCUGAAUUCGUGCAGUUGUACAUAUCAAAGAGACUGGAAGAAGGCAAUGACGGUGAGAUUGCAAAACAGUUGAAAUCAUUCGAUGAUGGUUUCCGGAUGGUGAUACAUUCGCGUAUUUUGCAGUUCUUUCAACCACAGGAACUGAUGGAAAUGGUCAUAGGCAAUGAGAACUACGAUUGGAGCCUCUUCAGAAAGAAUACCGAAUACAAAGGUGUUUAUUACGCCGACCAUGAGGCUGUUCGUUGUUUUUGGGAUGUUUUCUUCGAGUUUAAUCUCGAGCAAAGGAAGAAAUUUUUGCAAUUUCUUAUGGGCACUACACGAAUACCGUUG
Molecule: messenger RNA, 1696 nt
Organism: Anisakis simplex (herring worm)
Lineage: Eukaryota; Metazoa; Nematoda; Chromadorea; Rhabditida; Anisakidae
Source: the annotation of a GenBank genome assembly